Molecule: messenger RNA, 26655 nt
Organism: Closterium sp. NIES-65
Lineage: Eukaryota; Viridiplantae; Streptophyta; Zygnematophyceae; Desmidiales; Closteriaceae
Source: the annotation of a GenBank genome assembly
AUGGACGUGGACAUGGACGUGGACAUGGACGUGGACAUGGACGUGGACGUGGACAUGGACGUGGACGUGGACGUGGACGUGGACAUGGACGUGGACGUGGACGUGGACGUGGACGUGGACGUGGACAUGGACGUGGACGUGGACGUGGACAUGGACGUGGACAUGGACGUGGACGUGGACGUGGACAUGGACGUGGACGUGGACGUGGACAUGGACGUGGACGUGGACGUGGACAUGGACGUGGACGUGGACGUGGACGUGGACGUGGACAUGGACGUGGACGUGGACGUGGACAUGGACGUGGACGUGGACGUGGAGGACGUGGACGUGGACAUGGACGUGGACGUGGACGUGGACAUGGACGUGGACGUGGACGUGGACAUGGACAUGGACGUGGACGUGGACAUGGACGUGGACAUGGACGUGGACGUGGACGUGGACGUGGACAUGGACGUGGACGUGGACGUGGACAUGGACGUGGACGUGGACGGACGUGGACGUGGACAUGGACGUGGACGUGGACGUGGACGUGACAACGUGGACGUGGACGUGGACAUGGACGUGGACGUGGACGUGGACAUGGACGUGGACGUGGACGUGGACAUGGACGUGGACGUGGACGUGGACGUGGACGUGGACGUGGACGUGGACGUGGACGUGGACGUGGACAUGGACGUGGACAUGGACGUGGACGUGGACGUGGACGUGGACGUGACAUGGACGUGGACGUGGACGUGGAGGACGUGGACGUGGACAUGGACGUGCAUGGACGUGGACGUGGACAUGGACGUGGACAUGGACGUGGACAUGGACGUGGACAUGGACGUGGACAUGGACGUGGACGUGGACGUGGACGUGGACGUGGAGACGUGGACGUGGACGUGGACGUGGACGUGGACGUGGACGUGGACGUGGACAUGGACGUGGACGUGGACGUGGACAUGGACGUGGACGUGGACGUGGACGUGGACGUGGACGUGGACAUGGACGUGGACGUGGACGUGGACAUGGACGUGGACGUGGACGUGGACGUGGACGACGUGGACGUGGACAUGGACGUGGACAUGGACGUGGACGUGGACUGGACGUGGACGUGGACGUGGACAUGGACGUGGACAUGGACGUGGACGUGGACGUGGACGUGGACAUGGACGUGGACAUGGACGUGGACAUGGACGUGGACAUGGACAUGGACGUGGACGUGGACAUGGACGUGGACAUGGACGUGGACAUGGACGUGGACGUGGACAUGGACGUGGACAUGGACGUGGACGUGGACGUGGACGUGGACGUGGACGUGGACGUGGACGUGGACAUGGACGUGGACGUGGACGUGGACAUGGACGUGGACAUGGACGUGGACAUGGACGUGGACGUGGACGUGGACGUGGACGUGGACGUGGACGUGGACGUGGACAUGGACGUGGACGUGGACGUGGACGUGGACAUGGACGUGGACGUGGACGUGGACAUGGACGUGGACGUGGAGGACGUGGACGUGGACGUGGACAUGGACGUGGACGUGGACGUGGACAUGGACGUGGACAUGGACGUGGACGUGGACAUGGACGUGGACAUGGACGUGACGUGGACUGGACGUGGACGUGGACGUGGACAUGGACGUGGACGUGGACGUGGACGUGGACGUGGACAUGGACGUGGACUGACGUGGACGUGGACGUGGACAUGGACGUGGACGUGGACGUGGACGUGGACAUGGACGUGGACGUGGACGUGGACAUGGACGUGGACGUGGACGUGGACGUGGACAUGGACGUGGACAUGGACGUGGACUGGACGUGGACGUGGACAUGGACGUGGACAUGGACGUGGACGUGGACGUGGACGUGGACGUGGACAUGGACGUGGACGUGGACGUGGACAUGGACGUGGACGUGGACGUGGACAUGGACGUGGACGUGGACGUGGACGGACGUGGACGUGGACAUGGACGUGGACGUGGACGUGGACAUGGACGUGGACGUGGACGUGGACAUGGACGUGGACGUGGACAUGGACGUGGACAUGGACGUGGACGUGGACGUGGACGUGGACGUGGACGUGGACGUGGACGUGGACGUGGACAUGGACGUGGACGUGGACGUGGACGUGGACAUGGACGUGGACGUGGACGUGGACGUGGACGUGGACGUGGACGUGGACGUGGACAUGGACGUGGACGUGGACGUGGACGUGGACAUGGACGUGGACGUGGACGUGGACGUGGACAUGGACGUGGACAUGGACGUGGACGUGGACGUGGACGUGGACAUGGACGUGGACGUGGACGUGGACAUGGACGUGGACGUGGACGUGGACGUGGACAUGGACGUGGACGUGGACGUGGACAUGGACGUGGACGUGGACGUGGACGUGGACAUGGACGUGGACAUGGACGUGGACAUGGACGUGGACGUGGACAUGGACGUGGACAUGGACGUGGACAUGGACGUGGACGUGGACAUGGACGUGGACAUGGACGUGGACGUGGACGUGGACGUGGACGUGGACAUGGACGUGGACGUGGACGUGGACGUGGACGUGGACGUGGACAUGGACGUGGACGUGGACGUGGACAUGGACGUGGACGUGGACGUGGACGUGGACAUGGACGUGGACGUGGACGUGGACAUGGACGUGGACAUGGACGUGGACAUGGACGUGGACGUGGACAUGGACGUGGACAUGGACGUGGACGUGGACGUGGACAUGGACGUGGACAUGGACGUGGACAUGGACGUGGACAUGGACGUGGACGUGGACAUGGACGUGGACAUGGACGUGGACGUGGACGUGGACGUGGACGUGGACAUGGACGUGGACAUGGACGUGGACGUGGACAUGGACGUGGACAUGGACGUGGACAUGGACGUGGACGUGGACAUGGACGUGGACAUGGACGUGGACGUGGACGUGGACGUGGACGUGGACGUGGACGUGGACGUGGACGUGGACGUGGACAUGGACGUGGACGUGGACGUGGACAUGGACGUGGACGUGGACGUGGAGGACGUGGACGUGGACAUGGACGUGGACGUGGACGUGGACGUGGACAUGGACGUGGACAUGGACGUGGACGUGGACGUGGACGUGGACGUGGACGUGGACAUGGACGUGGACGUGGACAUGGACGUGGACAUGGACGUGGACGUGGACGUGGACGUGGACGUGGACGUGGACGUGGACAUGGACGUGGACGUGGACGUGGACGUGGACAUGGACGUGGACGUGGACGUGGACGUGGACAUGGACGUGGACAUGGACGUGGACAUGGACGUGGACGUGGACAUGGACGUGGACGUGGACGUGGACGUGGACGUGGACGUGGACGUGGACGUGGACGUGGACGUGGACGUGGACGUGGACAUGGACGUGGACGUGGACGUGGACGUGGACGUGGACGUGGACGUGGAGGACGUGGACGUGGACAUGGACGUGGACGUGGACGUGGACGUGGACAUGGACGUGGACAUGGACGUGGACAUGGACGUGGACGUGGACAUGGACGUGGACAUGGACGUGGACGUGGACGUGGACGUGGACGUGGACGUGGACGACGUGGACGUGGACAUGGACGUGGACGUGGACGUGGACAUGGACGUGGACAUGGACGUGGACAUGGACGUGGACGUGGACAUGGACGUGGACAUGGACGUGGACAUGGACGUGGACGUGGACGUGGACAUGGACGUGGACAUGGACGUGGACGUGGACGUGGACAUGGACGUGGACGUGGACGUGGACGUGGACAUGGACGUGGACGUGGACGUGGACGUGGACGUGGACAUGGACGUGGACGUGGACGUGGACGUGGACGUGGACAUGGACAUGGACGUGGACGUGGACGUGGACGUGGACAUGGACGUGGACGUGGACGUGGACGUGGACAUGGACGUGGACGUGGACGUGGACGUGGACAUGGACGUGGACGUGGACGUGGACGUGGACAUGGACGUGGACGUGGACGUGGACGUGGACAUGGACGUGGACGUGGACGUGGACAUGGACGUGGACAUGGACGUGGACAUGGACGUGGACGUGGACGUGGACAUGGACGUGGACGUGGACGUGGAGGACUGGACGUGGACAUGGACGUGGACGUGGACGUGGACGUGGACAUGGACGUGGACGUGGACAUGGACGUGGACAUGGACGUGGACGUGGACAUGGACGUGGACAUGGACGUGGACAUGGACGUGGACAUGGACGUGGACGUGGACAUGGACGUGGACGUGGACGUGGACGUGGACGUGGACGUGGACGUGGACGUGGACGUGGACAUGGACGUGGACGUGGACGUGGACGUGGACGUGGACAUGGACGUGGACAUGGACGUGGACAUGGACGUGGACAUGGACGUGGACGUGGACAUGGACGUGGACGUGGACGUGGACGUGGACAUGGACGUGGACGUGGACGUGGACGUGGACGUGGACGUGGACAUGGACGUGGACGUGGACGUGGACAUGGACGUGGACAUGGACGUGGACGUGGACGUGGACAUGGACGUGGACGUGGACGUGGACAUGGACGUGGACGUGGACGUGGACAUGGACGUGGACGUGGACGUGGACGUGGACGUGGACGUGGACGUGGACGUGGACGUGGACAUGGACGUGGACGUGGACGUGGACGUGGACGUGGACGUGGACAUGGACGUGGACGUGGACGUGGACAUGGACAUGGACGUGGACGUGGACGUGGACGUGGACGUGGACGUGGACAUGGACGUGGACAUGGACGUGGACGUGGACAUGGACGUGGACAUGGACGUGGACGUGGACGUGGACAUGGACGUGGACGUGGAGGACGUGGACGUGGACAUGGACGUGGACGUGGACGUGGACGUGGACAUGGACGUGGACGUGGACGUGGACAUGGACGUGGACGUGGACGUGGACAUGGACGUGGACGUGGACAUGGACGUGGACGUGGACGUGGACAUGGACGUGGACGUGGACGUGGACGUGGACGUGGACAUGGACGUGGACGUGGACGUGGACGUGGACGUGGACAUGGACGUGGACGUGGACGUGGAGGACUUGGACGUGGACAUGGACGUGGACAUGGACGUGGACGUGGACAUGGACGUGGACAUGGACGUGGACAUGGACGUGGACAUGGACGUGGACAUGGACGUGGACGUGGACAUGGACGUGGACGUGGAGGACGUGGACGUGGACAUGGACGUGGACGUGGACGUGGACGUGGACGUGGACAUGGACGUGGACGUGGACGUGGACAUGGACGUGGACGUGGACGUGGACGUGGACGUGGACGUGGACAUGGACGUGGACGUGGACGUGGACAUGGACGUGGACGUGGACGUGGACGUGGACGUGGACGUGGACGUGGACGUGGACUGGACGUGGACGUGGACGUGGACGUGGACGUGGACGUGGACGUGGACGUGGACGUGGACGUGGACGUGGACGUGGACGUGGACAUGGACGUGGACGUGGACGUGGACGGACAUGGACGUGGACAUGGACGUGGACAUGGACGUGGACGUGGACAUGGACGUGGACAUGGACGUGGACAUGGACGUGGACAUGGACGUGGACAUGGACGUGGACGUGGACAUGGACGUGGACAUGGACGUGGACAUGGACGUGGACGUGGACAUGGACGUGGACGUGGACAUGGACGUGGACAUGGACGUGGACAUGGACGUGGACGUGGACAUGGACGUGGACAUGGACGUGGACGUGGACGUGGACGUGGACGUGGACGUGGACGUGGACGUGGACGUGGACAUGGACGUGGACGUGGACGUGGACAUGGACGUGGACGUGGACGUGGACAUGGACGUGGACGUGGACGUGGACGUGGACGUGGACGUGGACGUGGACGUGGACAUGGACGUGGACGUGGACGUGGACGUGGACAUGGACGUGGACGUGGACGUGGACAUGGACGUGGACGUGGACAUGGUGGACAUGGACGUGGACGUGGACGUGGACGUGGACGUGGACGUGGACAUGGACGUGGACAUGGACGUGGACGUGGACAUGGACGUGGACAUGGACGUGGACAUGGACGUGGACGUGGACAUGGACGUGGACAUGGACGUGGACGUGGACGUGGACGUGGACGUGGACAUGGACGUGGACGUGGACGUGGACGUGGACGUGGACAUGGACGUGGACGUGGACAUGGACGUGGACGUGGACGUGGACGUGGACAUGGACGUGGACGUGGACGUGGACGUGGACAUGGACGUGGACAUGGACGUGGACAUGGACGUGGACGUGGACAUGGACGUGGACAUGGACGUGGACGUGGACGUGGACGUGGACAUGGACGUGGACGUGGACGUGGACAUGGACGUGGACGUGGACGUGGACAUGGACGUGGACGUGGACGUGGAGGACGUGGACGUGGACAUGGACGUGGACGUGGACGUGGACAUGGACGUGGACAUGGACGUGGACAUGGACGUGGACGUGGACAUGGACGUGGACAUGGACGUGGAGUGGACGUGGACGUGGACGUGGACGUGGACGUGGACGUGGACGUGGACAUGGACGUGGACGUGGACGUGGACGUGGACAUGGACGUGGACGUGGACGUGGACGUGGACGUGGACGUGGACGUGGACGUGGACAUGGACGUGGACGUGGACGUGGACGUGGACAUGGACGUGGACGUGGACGUGGACGUGGACAUGGACGUGGACAUGGACGUGGACGUGGACAUGGACGUGGACAUGGACGUGGACGUGGACGUGGACAUGGACGUGGACGUGGACGUGGACGUGGACAUGGACGUGGACGUGGACGUGGACAUGGACGUGGACGUGGACGUGGACGUGGACAUGGACGUGGACAUGGACGUGGACAUGGACGUGGACGUGGACAUGGACGUGGACAUGGACGUGGACAUGGACGUGGACGUGGACAUGGACGUGGACAUGGACGUGGACGUGGACGUGGACGUGGACGUGGACAUGGACGUGGACGUGGACGUGGACGUGGACGUGGACGUGGACGUGGACAUGGACAUGGACGUGGACGUGGACAUGGACGUGGACGUGGACGUGGACGUGGACAUGGACGUGGACGUGGACGUGGACAUGGACGUGGACAUGGACGUGGACAUGGACGUGGACGUGGACAUGGACGUGGACAUGGACGUGGACGUGGACGUGGACGUGGACAUGGACGUGGACAUGGACGUGGAUGGACGUGGACAUGGACGUGGACGUGGACAUGGACGUGGACAUGGACGUGGACGUGGACAUGGACGUGGACGUGGACAUGGACGUGGACAUGGACGUGGACAUGGACGUGGACGUGGACAUGGACGUGGACAUGGACGUGGACGUGGACAUGGACGUGGACAUGGACGUGGACGUGGACGUGGACGUGGACGUGGACGUGGACGUGGACGUGGACGUGGACGUGGACAUGGACGUGGACGUGGACGUGGACAUGGACGUGGACGUGGACGUGGAGGACUUGGACGUGGACAUGGACGUGGACGUGGACGUGGACGUGGACAUGGACGUGGACUGGACGUGGACAUGGACGUGGACAUGGACGUGGAUGGACGUGGACGUGGACAUGGACGUGGACGUGGACAUGGACGUGGACAUGGACGUGGACGUGGACGUGGACGUGGACAUGGACGUGGACGUGGACGUGGACGUGGACGUGGACGUGGACGUGGACGUGGACAUGGACGUGGACGUGGACGUGGACGUGGACAUGGACGUGGACAUGGACGUGGACAUGGACGUGGACGUGGACAUGGACGUGGACAUGGACGUGGACGUGGACGUGGACGUGGACGUGGACGUGGACGUGGACGUGGACGUGGACGUGGACUGGACGUGGACAUGGACGUGGACAUGGACGUGGACGUGGACGUGGACGUGGACAUGGACGUGGACGUGGACGUGGACGUGGACGUGGACGUGGACGUGGACGUGGACAUGGACGUGGACGUGGACGUGGACGUGGACAUGGACGUGGACGUGGACGUGGACAUGGACGUGGACAUGGACGUGGACGUGGACAUGGACGUGGACAUGGACGUGGACGUGGACGUGGACAUGGACGUGGACGUGGACGUGGACGUGGACAUGGACGUGGACGUGGACGUGGACAUGGACGUGGACGUGGACGUGGACGUGGACAUGGACGUGGACAUGGACGUGGACAUGGACGUGGACGUGGACAUGGACGUGGACAUGGACGUGGACAUGGACGUGGACGUGGACAUGGACGUGGACAUGGACGUGGACGUGGACGUGGACGUGGACGUGGACAUGGACGUGGACGUGGACGUGGACGUGGACGUGGACGUGGACAUGGACAUGGACGUGGACGUGGACAUGGACGUGGACGUGGACGUGGACGUGGACAUGGACGUGGACGUGGACGUGGACAUGGACGUGGACAUGGACGUGGACAUGGACGUGGACGUGGACAUGGACGUGGACAUGGACGUGGACGUGGACGUGGACGUGGACAUGGACGUGGACAUGGACGUGGACAUGGACGUGGACAUGGACGUGGACGUGGACAUGGACGUGGACAUGGACGUGGACGUGGACAUGGACGUGGACGUGGACAUGGACGUGGACAUGGACGUGGACGUGGACAUGGACGUGGACAUGGACGUGGACAUGGACGUGGACGUGGACAUGGACGUGGACAUGGACGUGGACGUGGACGUGGACGUGGACGUGGACGUGGACGUGGACGUGGACGUGGACGUGGACAUGGACGUGGACGUGGACGUGGACAUGGACGUGGACGUGGACGUGGAGAACGUGGACGUGGACAUGGACGUGGACGUGGACGUGGACGUGGACAUGGACGUGGACAUGGACGUGGACAUGGACGUGGACGUGGACGUGGACGUGGACAUGGACGUGGACGUGGACAUGGACGUGGACAUGGACGUGGACGUGGACGUGGACGUGGACGUGGACAUGGACGUGGACGUGGACAUGGACGUGGACGUGGACGUGGACGUGGACGGACGUGGACGUGGACGUGGACGUGGACGUGGACAUGGACGUGGACAUGGACGUGGACAUGGACGUGGACGUGGACAUGGACGUGGACAUGGACGUGGACGUGGACGUGGACGUGGACGUGGACGUGGACGUGGACGUGGACGUGGACGUGGACGUGGACAUGGACGUGGACGUGGACGUGGACAUGGACGUGGACGUGGACGUGGACGGACGUGGACGUGGACAUGGACGUGGACGUGGACGUGGACGUGGACAUGGACGUGGACAUGGACGUGGACAUGGACGUGGACGUGGACGUGGACGUGGACAUGGACGUGGACGUGGACGUGGACGUGGACGUGGACGUGGACGUGGACGUGGACGUGGACGUGGACGUGGACGUGGACGUGGACGUGGACGUGGACGUGGACGUGGACGUGGACGUGGACGUGGACGUGGACGUGGACGUGGACAUGGACGUGGACAUGGACGUGGACGUGGACGUGGACGUGGACAUGGACAUGGACGUGGACGUGGACGUGGACGUGGACGUGGACGUGGACGUGGACAUGGACGUGGACGUGGACGUGGACGUGGACAUGGACGUGGACGUGGACGUGGACAUGGACGUGGACGUGGACGUGGAGGACGUGGACGUGGACAUGGACGUGGACGUGGACGUGGACAUGGACGUGGACAUGGACGUGGACAUGGACGUGGACGUGGACGUGGACGUGGACAUGGACGUGGACAUGGACGUGGACAUGGACGUGGACAUGGACGUGGACAUGGACGUGGACGUGGACGUGGACAUGGACGUGGACGUGGACGUGGACGUGGACAUGGACGUGGACGUGGACGUGGACGUGGACGUGGACAUGGACGUGGACGUGGACGUGGACGUGGACGUGGACGUGGACAUGGACAUGGACGUGGACGUGGACGUGGACGUGGACAUGGACGUGGACGUGGACGUGGACGUGGACAUGGACGUGGACGUGGACGUGGACGUGGACAUGGACGUGGACGUGGACGUGGACGUGGACAUGGACGUGGACGUGGACGUGGACGUGGACAUGGACGUGGACGUGGACGUGGACAUGGACGUGGACAUGGACGUGGACAUGGACGUGGACGUGGACGUGGACAUGGACAUGGACGUGGACGUGGACGUGGACAUGGACGUGGACGUGGACGUGGACGUGGACGUGGACAUGGACGUGGACGUGGACGUGGACGUGGACGUGGACGUGGACAUGGACGUGGACGUGGACGUGGACGUGGACGUGGACGUGGACGUGGACGUGGACAUGGACGUGGACAUGGACGUGGACAUGGACGUGGACGUGGACGUGGACGUGGACAUGGACGUGGACGUGGACGUGGACAUGGACAUGGACGUGGACGUGGACGUGGACAUGGACGUGGACGUGGACGUGGACAUGGACGUGGACAUGGACGUGGACGUGGACGUGGACGUGGACGUGGACGUGGACAUGGACGUGGACGUGGACGUGGACGUGGACAUGGACGUGGACGUGGACGUGGACAUGGACGUGGACGUGGACGUGGACGUGGACGUGGACGUGGACAUGGACGUGGACAUGGACGUGGACGUGGACGUGGACGUGGACAUGGACGUGGACGUGGACGUGGACGUGGACAUGGACGUGGACGUGGACGUGGACAUGGACGUGGACGUGGACGUGGACGUGGACGUGGACAUGGACGUGGACGUGGACGUGGACGUGGACAUGGACGUGGACAUGGACGUGGACAUGGACAUGGACGUGGACAUGGACGUGGACAUGGACGUGGACGUGGACGUGGACGUGGACAUGGACGUGGACGUGGACGUGGACGUGGACAUGGACGUGGACGUGGACGUGGACAUGGACGUGGACGUGGACGUGGACGUGGACGUGGACAUGGACGUGGACGUGGACGUGGACGUGGACAUGGACGUGGACAUGGACGUGGACGUGGACGUGGACGUGGACGUGGACGUGGACAUGGACGUGGACGUGGACGUGGACGUGGACAUGGACGUGGACGUGGACGUGGACAUGGACGUGGACGUGGACGUGGACAUGGACGUGGACGUGGACAUGGACGUGGACAUGGACGUGGACGUGGACAUGGACGUGGACGUGGACGUGGACGUGGACGUGGACGUGGACAUGGACGUGGACGUGGACGUGGACGUGGACAUGGACGUGGACGUGGACGUGGACAUGGACGUGGACGUGGACGUGGAGGACGUGGACGUGGACAUGGACGUGGACGUGGACGUGGACGUGGACAUGGACGUGGACAUGGACGUGGACAUGGACGUGGACGUGGACAUGGACGUGGACAUGGACGUGGACGUGGACAUGGACGUGGACAUGGACGUGGACGUGGACGUGGACGUGGACAUGGACGUGGACGUGGACGUGGACAUGGACGUGGACAUGGACGUGGACAUGGACGUGGACGUGGACGUGGACGUGGACGUGGACGUGGACGUGGACGUGGACGUGGACGUGGACGUGGACGUGGACGUGGACGUGGACGUGGACGUGGACGUGGACGUGGACAUGGACGUGGACGUGGACGUGGACAUGGACGUGGACGUGGACAUGGACGUGGACGUGGACGUGGACAUGGACGUGGACAUGGACGUGGACGUGGACGUGGACGUGGACGUGGACGUGGACAUGGACGUGGACGUGGACGUGGACAUGGACGUGGACGUGGACGUGGACAUGGACGUGGACGUGGACGUGGACGUGGACGUGGACGUGGACAUGGACGUGGACGUGGACGUGGACGUGGACAUGGACGUGGACAUGGACGUGGACGUGGACGUGGACGUGGACAUGGACGUGGACGUGGACAUGGACGUGGACAUGGACGUGGACGUGGACGUGGACGUGGACAUGGACGUGGACGUGGACGUGGACAUGGACGUGGACAUGGACGUGGACAUGGACGUGGACGUGGACGUGGACAUGGACGUGGACGUGGACGUGGACGUGGACGUGGACAUGGACGUGGACGUGGACGUGGACGUGGACGUGGACGUGGACAUGGACGUGGACGUGGACGUGGACGUGGACGUGGACAUGGACGUGGACGUGGACGUGGACGUGGACGUGGACGUGGACAUGGACGUGGACAUGGACGUGGACGUGGACGUGGACAUGGACGUGGACGUGGACGUGGACGUGGACGUGGACGUGGACGUGGACGUGGACAUGGACGUGGACGUGGACGUGGACGUGGACAUGGACGUGGACGUGGACGUGGACGUGGACGUGGACGUGGACGUGGACAUGGACGUGGACGUGGACGUGGACAUGGACGUGGACGUGGACGUGGACAUGGACGUGGACGUGGACAUGGACGUGGACAUGGACGUGGACGUGGACGUGGACGUGGACAUGGACGUGGACGUGGACGUGGACGUGGACAUGGACGUGGACGUGGACGUGGACAUGGACGUGGACGUGGACGUGGAGGACGUGGACGUGGACAUGGACGUGGACGUGGACGUGGACGUGGACAUGGACGUGGACAUGGACGUGGACAUGGACAUGGACGUGGACAUGGACGUGGACGUGGACGUGGACGUGGACGUGGACGUGGACAUGGACGUGGACGUGGACGUGGACGUGGACAUGGACGUGGACGUGGACGUGGACGUGGACAUGGACGUGGACGUGGACGUGGACGUGGACAUGGACGUGGACGUGGACGUGGACGUGGACAUGGACGUGGACAUGGACGUGGACAUGGACGUGGACGUGGACAUGGACGUGGACAUGGACGUGGACGUGGACGUGGACGUGGACAUGGACGUGGACGUGGACGUGGACAUGGACGUGGACGUGGACGUGGACAUGGACGUGGACGUGGACGUGGAGUGGACGUGGACGUGGACAUGGACGUGGACGUGGACGUGGACGUGGACAUGGACGUGGACAUGGACGUGGACAUGGACGUGGACGUGGACAUGGACGUGGACAUGGACGUGGACAUGGACGUGGACAUGGACGUGGACGUGGACGUGGACGUGGACAUGGACGUGGACGUGGACGUGGACAUGGACGUGGACAUGGACGUGGACAUGGACGUGGACGUGGACGUGGACAUGGACGUGGACGUGGACGUGGACGUGGACGUGGACGUGGACGUGGACGUGGACGUGGAGGACGUGGACGUGGACAUGGACGUGGACGUGGACGUGGACGUGGACAUGGACGUGGACAUGGACGUGGACAUGGACGUGGACGUGGACGUGGACAUGGACGUGGACGUGGACGUGGACGUGGACAUGGACGUGGACGUGGACGUGGACGUGGACAUGGACGUGGACGGACGUGGACGUGGACAUGGACGUGGACGUGGACGUGGACGUGGACAUGGACGUGGACAUGGACGUGGACGUGGACGUGGACGUGGACAUGGACGUGGACAUGGACGUGGACGUGGACGUGGACGUGGACGUGGACGUGGACAUGGACGUGGACGUGGACGUGGACGUGGACAUGGACGUGGACGUGGACAUGGACGUGGACGUGGACGUGGACAUGGACGUGGACGUGGACGUGGACAUGGACGUGGACGUGGACGUGGACAUGGACGUGGACGUGGACGUGGACGUGGACGUGGACGUGGACGUGGACGUGGACGUGGACGUGGACGUGGACGUGGACGUGGACGUGGACGUGGACGUGGACGUGGACGUGGACAUGGACGUGGACGUGGACGUGGACAUGGACGUGGACGUGGACAUGGACGUGGACGUGGACGUGGACAUGGACGUGGACAUGGACGUGGACGUGGACGUGGACGUGGACGUGGACGUGGACAUGGACGUGGACGUGGACGUGGACAUGGACGUGGACGUGGACGUGGACAUGGACGUGGACGUGGACGUGGAGGACUUGGACGUGGACAUGGACGUGGACGUGGACGUGGACGUGGACAUGGACGUGGACAUGGACGUGGACAUGGACGUGGACGUGGACAUGGACGUGGACGUGGACAUGGACGUGGACAUGGACGUGGACGUGGACGUGGACGUGGACAUGGACGUGGACGUGGACGUGGACAUGGACGUGGACAUGGACGUGGACAUGGACGUGGACGUGGACGUGGACAUGGACGUGGACGUGGACGUGGACGUGGACGUGGACAUGGACGUGGACGUGGACGUGGACGUGGACGUGGACGUGGACAUGGACGUGGACGUGGACGUGGACGUGGACGUGGACAUGGACGUGGACGUGGACGUGGACGUGGACGUGGACGUGGACAUGGACGUGGACAUGGACGUGGACGUGGACGUGGACAUGGACGUGGACGUGGACGUGGACGUGGACGUGGACGUGGACGUGGACGUGGACAUGGACGUGGACGUGGACGUGGACGUGGACAUGGACGUGGACGUGGACGUGGACGUGGACGUGGACGUGGACGUGGACAUGGACGUGGACGUGGACGUGGACAUGGACGUGGACGUGGACGUGGACAUGGACGUGGACGUGGACAUGGACGUGGACAUGGACGUGGACGUGGACGUGGACGUGGACAUGGACGUGGACGUGGACGUGGACGUGGACAUGGACGUGGACGUGGACGUGGACAUGGACGUGGACGUGGACGUGGAGGACGUGGACGUGGACAUGGACGUGGACGUGGACGUGGACGUGGACAUGGACGUGGACAUGGACGUGGACAUGGACAUGGACGUGGACAUGGACGUGGACGUGGACGUGGACGUGGACGUGGACGUGGACAUGGACGUGGACGUGGACGUGGACGUGGACAUGGACGUGGACGUGGACGUGGACGUGGACAUGGACGUGGACGUGGACGUGGACGUGGACAUGGACGUGGACGUGGACGUGGACGUGGACAUGGACGUGGACAUGGACGUGGACAUGGACGUGGACGUGGACAUGGACGUGGACAUGGACGUGGACGUGGACGUGGACGUGGACAUGGACGUGGACGUGGACGUGGACAUGGACGUGGACGUGGACGUGGACAUGGACGUGGACGUGGACGUGGACGUGGACGUGGACAUGGACGUGGACGUGGACGUGGACGUGGACAUGGACGUGGACAUGGACGUGGACAUGGACGUGGACGUGGACAUGGACGUGGACAUGGACGUGGACAUGGACGUGGACAUGGACGUGGACGUGGACGUGGACGUGGACAUGGACGUGGACGUGGACGUGGACAUGGACGUGGACAUGGACGUGGACAUGGACGUGGACGUGGACGUGGACAUGGACGUGGACGUGGACGUGGACGUGGACAUGGACGUGGACGUGGACGUGGACGUGGAGGACGUGGACGUGGACAUGGACGUGGACGUGGACGUGGACGUGGACAUGGACGUGGACAUGGACGUGGACAUGGACGUGGACGUGGACGUGGACAUGGACGUGGACGUGGACGUGGACGUGGACAUGGACGUGGACGUGGACGUGGACAUGGACAUGGACGUGGAGGACUUGGACAUGGACAUGGACGUGGACGUGGACGUGGACGUGGACAUGGACGUGGACAUGGACGUGGACGUGGACGUGGACGUGGACAUGGACGUGGACAUGGACGUGGACGUGGACGUGGACGUGGACGUGGACGUGGACAUGGACGUGGACGUGGACGUGGACGUGGACAUGGACGUGGACGUGGACAUGGACGUGGACGUGGACGUGGACAUGGACGUGGACGUGGACGUGGACAUGGACGUGGACGUGGACGUGGACAUGGACGUGGACGUGGACGUGGAGGACGUGGACGUGGACAUGGACGUGGACGUGGACGUGGACGUGGACGUGGACAUGGACGUGGACAUGGACGUGGACAUGGACGUGGACAUGGACGUGGACAUGGACGUGGACGUGGACGUGGACGUGGACAUGGACGUGGACGUGGACGUGGACGUGGACAUGGACGUGGACAUGGACGUGGACAUGGACGUGGACGUGGACAUGGACGUGGACAUGGACGUGGACGUGGACAUGGACGUGGACAUGGACGUGGACGUGGACGUGGACGUGGACGUGGACAUGGACGUGGACGUGGACGUGGACAUGGACGUGGACAUGGACGACUUGGACGUGGACAUGGACGUGGACGUGGACGUGGACGUGGACAUGGACGUGGACAUGGACGUGGACAUGGACGUGGACGUGGACAUGGACGUGGACGUGGACAUGGACGUGGACAUGGACGUGGACGUGGACGUGGACGUGGACAUGGACGUGGACGUGGACGUGGACGUGGACAUGGACGUGGACAUGGACGUGGACAUGGACGUGGACGUGGACGUGGACAUGGACGUGGACGUGGACGUGGACGUGGACAUGGACGUGGACGUGGACGUGGACGUGGACGUGGACGUGGACGUGGACAUGGACGUGGACGUGGACGUGGACGUGGACGUGGACAUGGACGUGGACGUGGACGUGGACGUGGACGUGGACGUGGACGUGGACAUGGACGUGGACAUGGACGUGGACGUGGACGUGGACAUGGACGUGGACGUGGACGUGGACGUGGACGUGGACGUGGACGUGGACGUGGACGUGGACAUGGACGUGGACGUGGACGUGGACGUGGACAUGGACGUGGACGUGGACGUGGACGUGGACGUGGACGUGGACGUGGACAUGGACGUGGACAUGGACGUGGACAUGGACGUGGACGUGGACGUGGACAUGGACGUGGACGUGGACAUGGACGUGGACAUGGACGUGGACGUGGACGUGGACGUGGACAUGGACGUGGACGUGGACGUGGACGUGGACAUGGACGUGGACGUGGACGUGGACAUGGACGUGGACGUGGACGUGGAGGACGUGGACGUGGACAUGGACGUGGACGUGGACGUGGACGUGGACAUGGACGUGGACAUGGACGUGGACAUGGACAUGGACGUGGACAUGGACGUGGACGUGGACGUGGACGUGGACGUGGACGUGGACAUGGACGUGGACGUGGACGUGGACGUGGACAUGGACGUGGACGUGGACGUGGACAUGGACGUGGACGUGGACGUGGACGUGGACAUGGACGUGGACGUGGACGUGGACGUGGACAUGGACGUGGACAUGGACGUGGACAUGGACGUGGACGUGGACAUGGACGUGGACAUGGACGUGGACGUGGACGUGGACGUGGACGUGGACAUGGACGUGGACGUGGACGUGGACAUGGACGUGGACGUGGACGUGGACAUGGACGUGGACGUGGACGACGUGGACGUGGACAUGGACGUGGACGUGGACGUGGACGUGGACAUGGACGUGGACAUGGACGUGGACGUGGACGUGGACAUGGACGUGGACGUGGACGUGGACGUGGACAUGGACGUGGACGUGGACGUGGACAUGGACAUGGACGUGGAGGACUUGGACGUGGACAUGGACGUGGACGUGGACGUGGACAUGGACGUGGACAUGGACGUGGACGUGGACGUGGACAUGGACGUGGACAUGGACGUGGACAUGGACGUGGACGUGGACGUGGACGUGGACAUGGACGUGGACAUGGACGUGGACGUGGACGUGGACGUGGACGUGGACGUGGACGUGGACAUGGACGUGGACGUGGACGUGGACAUGGACGUGGACAUGGACGUGGACGUGGACGUGGACGUGGACAUGGACAUGGACGUGGAGGACUUGGACGUGGACAUGGACGUGGACAUGGACGUGGACGUGGACGUGGACAUGGACGUGGACAUGGACGUGGACGUGGACGUGGACGUGGACAUGGACGUGGACAUGGACGUGGACGUGGACGUGGACGUGGACGUGGACGUGGACGUGGACAUGGACGUGGACGUGGACGUGGACGUGGACAUGGACGUGGACGUGGACGUGGACGUGGACGUGGACGUGGACAUGGACGUGGACGUGGACGUGGACAUGGACGUGGACGUGGACGUGGACAUGGACGUGGACGUGGACGUGGAGGACGUGGACGUGGACAUGGACGUGGACGUGGACGUGGACGUGGACGUGGACAUGGACGUGGACAUGGACGUGGACAUGGACGUGGACAUGGACGUGGACAUGGACGUGGACGUGGACGUGGACGUGGACAUGGACGUGGACGUGGACGUGGACGUGGACGUGGACGUGGACGUGGACGUGGACAUGGACGUGGACGUGGACGUGGACGUGGACGUGGACAUGGACGUGGACGUGGACGUGGACGUGGACGUGGACGUGGACGUGGACGUGGACGUGGACAUGGACGUGGACAUGGACGUGGACAUGGACGUGGACGUGGACGUGGACAUGGACGUGGACAUGGACGUGGACGUGGACAUGGACGUGGACAUGGACGUGGACGUGGACGUGGACGUGGACGUGGACAUGGACGUGGACGUGGACGUGGACGUGGACAUGGACGUGGACGUGGACGUGGACAUGGACGUGGACGUGGACGUGGAGGACGUGGACGUGGACAUGGACGUGGACGUGGACGUGGACGUGGACAUGGACGUGGACAUGGACGUGGACAUGGACGUGGACGUGGACAUGGACGUGGACAUGGACGUGGACAUGGACGUGGACAUGGACGUGGACGUGGACGUGGACAUGGACGUGGACGUGGACAUGGACAUGGACGUGGACAUGGACGUGGACAUGGACGUGGACGUGGACGUGGACAUGGACGUGGACGUGGACGUGGACGUGGACAUGGACGUGGACGUGGACGUGGAGGACGUGGACGUGGACAUGGACGUGGACGUGGACGUGGACGUGGACAUGGACGUGGACAUGGACGUGGACAUGGACGUGGACGUGGACAUGGACGUGGACAUGGACGUGGACGUGGACGUGGACGUGGACGUGGACAUGGACGUGGACGUGGACGUGGACGUGGACAUGGACGUGGACAUGGACGUGGACGUGGACAUGGACGUGGACAUGGACGUGGACGUGGACGUGGACGUGGACGUGGACAUGGACGUGGACGUGGACGUGGACAUGGACGUGGACGUGGACGUGGACAUGGACGUGGACGUGGACGUGGAGGACGUGGACAUGGACAUGGACGUGGACGUGGACAUGGACGUGGACGUGGACAUGGACGUGGACAUGGACGUGGACAUGGACGUGGACGUGGACAUGGACGUGGACAUGGACGUGGACAUGGACGUGGACGUGGACAUGGACGUGGACGUGGACGUGGACGUGGACAUGGACGUGGACGUGGACGUGGACAUGGACAUGGACGUGGACGUGGACGUGGACGUGGACAUGGACGUGGACGUGGACGUGGACGUGGACGUGGACAUGGACGUGGACGUGGACAUGGACGUGGACAUGGACGUGGACGUGGACGUGGACGUGGACGUGGACGUGGACAUGGACGUGGACGUGGACGUGGACGUGGACAUGGACGUGGACGUGGACAUGGACGUGGACAUGGACGUGGACGUGGACGUGGACAUGGACGUGGACGUGGACGUGGAGGACUUGGACGUGGACGUGGACGUGGACGUGGACGUGGACGUGGACGUGGACAUGGACGUGGACGUGGACGUGGACGUGGACGUGGACGUGGACAUGGACGUGGACGUGGACGUGGACGUGGACAUGGACAUGGACGUGGACAUGGACGUGGACAUGGACGUGGACGUGGACAUGGACGUGGACGUGGACGUGGACGUGGACGUGGACGUGGACGUGGACGUGGACGUGGACGUGGACGUGGACGUGGACGUGGACGUGGACGUGGACGUGGACGUGGACGUGGACGUGGACAUGGACGUGGACGUGGACGUGGACGUGGACAUGGACGUGGACAUGGACGUGGACGUGGACGUGGACUUGGACGUGGACAUGGACGUGGACGUGGACGUGGACGUGGACAUGGACGUGGACAUGGACGUGGACGUGGACGUGGACGUGGACAUGGACGUGGACAUGGACGUGGACGUGGACAUGGACGUGGACGUGGACGUGGACAUGGACGUGGACAUGGACGUGGACGUGGACGUGGACAUGGACGUGGACGUGGACGUGGACAUGGACGUGGACGUGGACGUGGACGUGGACAUGGACGUGGACGUGGACGUGGACAUGGACGUGGACGUGGACGUGGACGUGGACAUGGACGUGGACGUGGACAUGGACGUGGACGUGGACCUGGAGGACGUGGACGUGGACAUGGACGUGGACGUGGACGUGGACGUGGACAUGGACGUGGACAUGGACGUGGACAUGGACGUGGACGUGGACAUGGACGUGGACAUGGACGUGGACGUGGACGUGGACGUGGACAUGGACGUGGACGUGGACGUGGACGUGGACGUGGACAUGGACGUGGACGUGGACGUGGACAUGGACAUGGACGUGGACGUGGAGGACUUGGACGUGGACAUGGACGUGGACGUGGACGUGGACGUGGACGUGGACGUGGACAUGGACGUGGACAUGGACGUGGACAUGGACGUGGACGUGGACAUGGACGUGGACAUGGACGUGGACAUGGACGUGGACAUGGACGUGGACGUGGACGUGGACAUGGACGUGGACGUGGACGUGGACCUGGACGUGGACGUGGACAUGGACGUGGACGUGGACGUGGACAUGGACAUGGACGUGGACGUGGACAUGGACGUGGACAUGGACGUGGACGUGGACGUGGACAUGGACGUGGACGUGGACGUGGACGUGGACAUGGACGUGGACGUGGACAUGGACGUGGACGUGGACGUGGACGUGGACGUGGACAUGGACGUGGACGUGGACGUGGACAUGGACGUGGACGUGGACGUGGAGGACUGGACGUGGACAUGGACGUGGACGUGGACGUGGACGUGGACAUGGACGUGGACAUGGACGUGGACAUGGACGUGGACAUGGACGUGGACAUGGACGUGGACGUGGACGUGGACGUGGACGUGGACAUGGACGUGGACGUGGACGUGGACGUGGACGUGGACAUGGACGUGGACGUGGACGUGGACAUGGACAUGGACGUGGACGUGGAGGACGUGGACGUGGACAUGGACGUGGACGUGGACGUGGACGUGGACAUGGACGUGGACAUGGACGUGGACAUGGACGUGGACGUGGACAUGGACGUGGACAUGGACGUGGACAUGGACGUGGACAUGGACGUGGACGUGGACGUGGACAUGGACGUGGACGUGGACGUGGACAUGGACGUGGACGUGGACGUGGACGUGGACAUGGACGUGGACGUGGACGUGGACGUGGACGUGGACGUGGACGUGGACAUGGACGUGGACAUGGACGUGGACAUGGACGUGGACAUGGACGUGGACAUGGACAUGGACGUGGACGUGGACGUGGACGUGGACAUGGACGUGGACGUGGACGUGGACGUGGACGUGGACGUGGACGUGGACAUGGACGUGGACGUGGACGUGGACAUGGACGUGGACAUGGACGUGGACGUGGACGUGGACAUGGACGUGGACGUGGACGUGGACAUGGACGUGGACGUGGACAUGGACAUGGACGUGGACGUGGACGUGGACGUGGACGUGGACGUGGACAUGGACGUGGACGUGGACAUGGACGUGGACGUGGACGUGGAGGACUUGGACGUGGACAUGGACGUGGACGUGGACGUGGACGUGGACAUGGACAUGGACGUGGACAUGGACAUGGACGUGGACGUGGACAUGGACGUGGACGUGGACGUGGACGUGGACGUGGACGUGGACGUGGACAUGGACGUGGACGUGGACGUGGACAUGGACGUGGACAUGGACGUGGACGUGGACGUGGACAUGGACGUGGACGUGGACGUGGACAUGGACGUGGACGUGGACGUGGACAUGGACUUGGACGUGGACGUGGACGUGGACGUGGACGUGGACGUGGACGUGGACAUGGACAUGGACGUGGACAUGGACGUGGACGUGGACGUGGAGGACUUGGACGUGGACAUGGACGUGGACGUGGACGUGGACGUGGACAUGGACAUGGACGUGGACUUGGACGUGGACGUGGACAUGGACAUGGACAUGGACAUGGACAUGGACGUGGACGUGGACGUGGACGUGGACGUGGACGUGGACAUGGACGUGGACGUGGACGUGGACGUGGACAUGGACGUGGACGUGGACGUGGAGGACUUGGACGUGGACAUGGACGUGGACGUGGACGUGGACAUGGACGUGGACAUGGACGUGGACAUGGACGUGGACGUGGACAUGGACGUGGACAUGGACGUGGACAUGGACGGACGUGGACGUGGACAUGGACGUGGACGUGGACGUGGACGUGGACGUGGACAUGGACGUGGACGUGGACGUGGACGUGGACGUGGACGUGGACGUGGACGUGGACAUGGACGUGGACGUGGACGUGGACGUGGACGUGGACGUGGACGUGGACGUGGACAUGGACGUGGACGUGGACAUGGACGUGGACGUGGACGUGGACGUGGACGUGGACGUGGACGUGGACAUGGACGUGGACGUGGACAUGGACAUGGACGUGGACAUGGACGUGGACGUGGACGUGGACGUGGACGUGGACGUGGACGUGGACAUGGACGUGGACGUGGACGUGGACAUGGACGUGGACGUGGACGUGGACGUGGACAUGGACGUGGACGUGGACAUGGACGUGGACGUGGACGUGGACAUGGACGUGGACGUGGACAUGGACGUGGACGUGGACGUGGACGUGGACGUGGACGUGGACAUGGACGUGGACAUGGACGUGGACAUGGACAUGGACGUGGACAUGGACGUGGAGGACUUGGACGUGGACAUGGACGUGGACGUGGACGUGGACGUGGACGUGGACAUGGACGUGGACGUGGACGUGGACGUGGACAUGGACGUGGACGUGGACGUGGACGUGGACAUGGACGUGGACAUGGACGUGGACAUGGACGUGGACGUGGACGUGGACAUGGACGUGGACAUGGACGUGGACGUGGACGUGGACGUGGACGUGGACAUGGACGUGGACGUGGACGUGGACGUGGACGUGGACAUGGACGUGGACAUGGACGUGGACAUGGACGUGGACGUGGACAUGGACGUGGACGUGGACGUGGACGUGGACAUGGACGUGGACGUGGACGUGGACGUGGACAUGGACGUGGACGUGGACGUGGACAUGGACGUGGACGUGGACGUGGAGGACUUGGACGUGGACGUGGACGUGGACAUGGACGUGGACGUGGACGUGGAGGACUUGGACAUGGACGUGGACGUGGACGUGGACGUGGACGUGGACGUGGACGUGGACGUGGACAUGGACGUGGACAUGGACGUGGACGUGGACGUGGACGUGGACGUGGACAUGGACGUGGACGUGGACGUGGACGUGGACGUGGACAUGGACGUGGACGUGGACGUGGACGUGGACAUGGACGUGGACAUGGACGUGGACAUGGACGUGGACGUGGACGUGGACGUGGACGUGGACAUGGACGUGGACGUGGACGUGGACGUGGACGUGGACAUGGACGUGGACGUGGAGGACUUGGACGUGGACGUGGACGUGGACAUGGACGUGGACGUGGACGUGGACAUGGACGUGGACGUGGACGUGGACAUGGACAUGGACGUGGACGUGGAGGACUUGGACGUGGACAUGGACGUGGACGUGGACGUGGACGUGGACAUGGACGUGGACAUGGACGUGGACAUGGACGUGGACGUGGACAUGGACGUGGACAUGGACGUGGACAUGGACGUGGACGUGGACGUGGACGUGGACAUGGACGUGGACGUGGACGUGGACAUGGACGUGGACGUGGACGUGGACGUGGACGUGGACGUGGACGUGGACGUGGACGUGGACGUGGAUGUGGACGUGGACGUGGACGUGGACGUGGACGUGGACGUGGACGUGGACGUGGACAUGGACAUGGACGUGGACGUGGACGUGGACAUGGACGUGGACAUGGACGUGGACGUGGACGUGGACGUGGACAUGGACGUGGACGUGGACAUGGACGUGGACGUGGACGUGGACGUGGACGUGGACAUGGACGUGGACGUGGACGUGGACGUGGACGUGGACAUGGACGUGGACGUGGACGUGGACGUGGACGUGGACGUGGACGUGGACAUGGACGUGGACGUGGACGUGGACGUGGACGUGGACAUGGACGUGGACAUGGACGUGGACAUGGACGUGGACAUGGACGUGGACGUGGACGUGGACGUGGACGUGGACGUGGACAUGGACGUGGACGUGGACGUGGACGUGGACGUGGACAUGGACGUGGACGUGGACGUGGACAUGGACGUGGACGUGGACGUGGACAUGGACGUGGACAUGGACGUGGACGUGGACGUGGACAUGGACGUGGACGUGGACGUGGACAUGGACGUGGACGUGGACGUGGAGGACGUGGACGUGGACAUGGACGUGGACGUGGACGUGGACGUGGACGUGGACGUGGACAUGGACGUGGACAUGGACGUGGACGUGGACGUGGACGUGGACAUGGACGUGGACAUGGACGUGGACGUGGACAUGGACGUGGACAUGGACGUGGACGUGGACGUGGACAUGGACAUGGACGUGGACGUGGACGUGGACGUGGACGUGGACAUGGACGUGGACGUGGACGUGGACAUGGACGUGGACGUGGACGUGGACAUGGACGUGGACGAGGACGUGGAGGACUUGGACGUGGACAUGGACGUGGACGUGGACGUGGACGUGGACGUGGACGUGGACGUGGACAUGGACGUGGACGUGGACGUGGACGUGGACGUGGACAUGGACGUGGACGUGGACGUGGACGUGGACGUGGACAUGGACGUGGACGUGGACGUGGACGUGGACAUGGACGUGGACGUGGACGUGGACGUGGACGUGGACGUGGACAUGGACGUGGACGUGGACAUGGACGUGGACGUGGACGUGGACAUGGACAUGGACGUGGACAUGGACGUGGACGUGGACGUGGAGGACUUGGACGUGGACAUGGACGUGGACGUGGACGUGGACGUGGACGUGGACGUGGACGUGGACGUGGACGUGGACGUGGACGUGGACGUGGACGUGGACAUGGACGUGGACGUGGACGUGGAGGACGUGGACGUGGACAUGGACGUGGACGUGGACGUGGACAUGGACGUGGACGUGGACAUGGACGUGGACGUGGACGUGGACGUGGACAUGGACGUGGACAUGGACGUGGACAUGGACGUGGACGUGGACAUGGACGUGGACAUGGACUUGGACGUGGACGUGGACAUGGACGUGGACAUGGACGUGGACGUGGACGUGGACAUGGACGUGGACGUGGACAUGGACGUGGACGUGGACAUGGACGUGGACGUGGACGUGGACGUGGACGUGGACAUGGACGUGGACGUGGAUGUGGACGUGGACGUGGACAUGGACGUGGACCUGGACGUGGACGUGGACGUGGACGUGGACGUGGACGUGGAUAUGGACGUGGACGUGGACGUGGACGUGGACAUGGACGUGGACAUGGACGUGGACAUGGACGUGGACAUGGACGUGGACGUGGACGUGGACGUGGACGUGGACGUGGACAUGGACGUGGACGUGGACGUGGACGUGGACGUGAACAUGGACGUGGACGUGGACAUGGACGUGGACGUGGACAUGGACGUGGACAUGGACGUGGACGUGGACGUGGACAUGGACGUGGACGUGGACGUGGACGUGGACGUGGACAUGGACGUGGACGUGGACGUGGAGGACUUGGACGUGGACAUGGACGUGGACGUGGACGUGGAGGUGGACGUGGACGUGGACGUGGACGUGGAUAUGGACGUGGACGUGGACGUGGACGUGGACAUGGACGUGGACAUGGACGUGGACGUGGACAUGGACGUGGACAUGGACGUGGACGUGGACGUGGACGUGGACGUGGACAUGGACGUGGACGUGGACGUGGACGUGGACGUGGACAUGGACGUGGACGUGGACGUGGACAUGGACGUGGACGUGGACGUGGACAUGGACGUGGACGUGGACGUGGAGGACUUGGACGUGGACAUGGACGUGGACGUGGACGUGGACGUGGACGUGAACGUGGACGUGGACAUGGACGUGGACGUGGACGUGGACGUGACAUGGACGUGGAUGUGGACGUGGACGUGGACGUGGACAUGGACGUGGACGUGGACGUGGACGUGGACGUGGACAUGGACGUGGACGUGGACGUGGACGUGGACGUGGACGUGGACAUGGACGUGGACGUGGACAUGGACGUGGACGUGGACAUGGACAUGGACGUGGACAUGGACGUGGACGUGGACGUGGAGGACUUGGACGUGGACAUGGACGUGGACGUGGACGUGGACGUGGACGUGGACGUGGACGUGGACGUGGACGUGGACGUGGACGUGGACGUGGACGUGGACAUGGACGUGGACGUGGACGUGGAGGACUUGGACGUGGACAUGGACGUGGACGUGGACGUGGACGUGGACAUGGACGUGGACGUGGACAUGGACGUGGACGUGGACGUGGACGUGGACAUGGACGUGGACAUGGACGUGGACAUGGACGUGGACGUGGACAUGGACGUGGACGUGGACUUGGACGUGGACGUGGACAUGGACGUGGACAUGGACGUGGACGUGGACGUGGACAUGGACGUGGACGUGGACAUGGACGUGGACGUGGACGUGGACGUGGACAUGGAUGUGGACGUGGACGUGGACAUGGACGUGA